Messenger RNA from Gymnodraco acuticeps, 4509 nucleotides. RefSeq names its product alanyl (membrane) aminopeptidase a (gene anpeplb). Gene Ontology annotation, cellular component: cytoplasm. Gene Ontology annotation, molecular function: metalloaminopeptidase activity; zinc ion binding; peptide binding. Lineage: Eukaryota; Metazoa; Chordata; Actinopteri; Perciformes; Bathydraconidae. Gene Ontology annotation, biological process: proteolysis; peptide catabolic process. The transcript is spliced from 20 exons. The record is from RefSeq and is a predicted model, not a curated record. The coding region runs from base 959 to 3796 and encodes 945 amino acids.
UGAAUUUAUUCUUGGGUCACAUUUAAUGCACAUCAUUACGGCCGCUAAACAAAGGUAAUGCCCCUCCACCUGGCUCCAGUCUCUGCCAUGGUAUCUCUUGUUUGAGACAUCUUACUCUUUCAAUAUGGUCAGGUUGGUUUGAUUUCCUAGAACCUGCAACAGGAACAUCUGUUCUCAGUACAAACAUCCGUCGGCGCACCCUGCUCAGGGCCCAUUUUCUCCUGCACUGUUGCCAUUUAGCCUCUGAUGGUUCCUCUCCUGAGGUGAGUAAUUAUGUGGGUGUUGUGGAGGCGGUGGUCGUGAUCUCCUGAGGUUGGGCAUUUCUAGCUCAUUUCCUAAAACACUUUAGAUCCUCCUCCUCUUUUCUCUCCUCUCUUAUCCAACCCCUCCUCCUAUCCUCCCUUCACAUACUUCUCGUUUCUAGGUCAGGAUCUCUGUUGACAUGUAUCUUUAUUGAAGCCAUCAUCUGGCCCCCGUGCAUUGCGGUUUUUACCAGGAGCCAUCACUGCACUCUGGAGACCUUCCAUUCCAAGCUUCUUCUGAAGGACUAUUACUCACCAGCAGCUCAUUGUUUCCACUCAGGCGUGUGAUUAUUGUGAUGGUAGUGAGGGAAUGUGUGAUGAGUGCAGUUUAGGGAAAGUGUUUCCUGAAGUUUACCUAACCCCUUUAUUAAUGGCAAGAUCUCAGAAACCACCUCCAGAUGUUUGAGAGCACAAUCUAACCGAUUAUUUACAACACGGCCAGUGAACAUCGCCCUCUUCACACGGACGCUUACUCUUUGCUCCUUUGGCAAUGCCCGAGUUAAUGCUUAAUCUAAGUACAGUCGUAAUUGCUAAGGCCAAGCCCAGUUCACGGGAAGGAGGUUACUUGUUUGUGAACAGAUCACUGCAGAGGCACUCAAGCUGAGGGACUCAUCGAACUCAUCUCUUCCUGACAAGCACCUUCAGGACAGACCACCAUGUCUAAGAACCCCUCGGUCAGCAAGGCUUUCGCCGCCGCCUUCGUCGUCCUGACGGCCUCCGCUAUAGCAGGCAUUGUCACCAUGGUCAUUUUGUACAAAACCCAGAUCGCUACAAUGAAUCCCACGCCCCGGCCGACUUUCCCUUCCACCACCACGGGUCUACCGCCCGUCACGCGGCUUCCGAAGAACCUCGUCCCGGAGAGAUACAAGGUCUUGCUCUGGCCUCGCUUCUACAGCCAGAUCCUCGAGGAGGUUAACGUCACCAGCCCCAACCAGACGGCGCUCUUCACUGGAAACACCACCGUUUACUUUCAUUGUGUCCAGGGCACAAGCUCCAUCUACCUCCACAGCCAGAACCUGGAUGUUUAUGGUCCAGUGGUGUCGAGCACAGACACAGAUGAAGGGAUCCGUGUUACCAGAAUGGAAAACCACCAAGACCAAACUAACUUCCUGGAGAUCGAGUUGGAUUAUGCUUUGAAGACGGGGGGGAACUACAGUUUGUUUCUGUCUUUCAGAGGAGAAGUAUCAGGUGGUCUCGAGGGGUUGUAUGGUAGCGCAUAUGAAGAAGGUAUCCCAGCUCAUGAAGAUGAUACAGAUACAGACAGAUUCCUUAUUGCCACCAGUAUGGAACCAACAUUUGCCAGGAGAGUGUUCCCUUGUUUCGAUGAGCCAGAUUUUAAGGCAGAGUUCGAGGUGACAAUAAUCCACAGGAGAAUCACGACGGCUCUAGCGAAUGGCAUAAAUACAGACGGUGCCAAUAUUAUAGACGACGAUUGGAAAGCCACAGCUUUUCAGCCAACACCGUUGAUGUCAACGUACCUGUUUGCCUUCACGGUUUCAGAGUUUACUCCAACCCCCUCCUCACAUCACCGUGUGAAAAUCAAUACGUACGCUCGUCCUAAGGCCACUGCAGCAGGACACGCUAAAUAUGCAGCGGAUAUCACGGGAAGGAUUCUCGACUACUUUGAGCGCCGUUUUGGCAUUAUAUACCCACAGAGAAAGCUAGAUCAGAUUGCACUGCCAGACUUAAUUUCCGACGGAAUGGAAAACUUGGGGCUGAUCACGUACCAGGAGGGGGAGGUGCUCUAUGAGGAGGGGGUGUCCUCUCUGCUUGACAAGGAACACAUCACUCACCUCAUUGCACAUGAACUGGCACACCAGUGGUUUGGCAAUCUGGUGACGAUGAAAUGGUGGAAUGAUAUUUGGCUGAACGAGGGCUUUGCCAGCUACAUGACAUUCUAUGCAGUGGACGCUGUUGAGCCUGACUUUAAAUUAAAAGAUAUACAUAUCCUGAACAACCUCCACUCUGCGUUUGAGGCGGACGCUCUGGCCUCCUCUCGUCCCCUCAGCACGUCUCAGGGAGAUGUGCAGACCACUUCUCAGAUCAUGGAGAUGUUUGAUACUAUAACCUACUGUAAGGGGGCAGCUGUGCUGAUAAUGCUGGCAGACCUCGUGGAUCAGCCCGUUUUCGACAAAGCAAUCGGAAGGUACCUCUCAGACUGGAAGUAUAAAAACACAGACCAGAACAUCCUCUGGGAAUACAUACAAAAGGCAGAUGACGAGAGUACAGGCGAAAGGAAUAUUGCCGAGGUGAUGAACAGCUGGACUAAACAAAUCGGCUACCCUGUUAUCACCAUCAACACUACCAGUGGAGAAGCCUUCCAGAAGCACUUCCUGUUCAAUGACUCAGCAGUAUCUAGUCUUUCGUGGCACGUCCCGAUCAGAGCCAUGAAAUAUACAACUUUGUUUCGUCUAAUCUGGUUGAAACCCGGCGAGUCAGCAAUGAAAGAUGAAUUUGUUGCAACUAAAGGAGAGUGGAUUCUGGCAAACGUCAACUGUACUGGAUACUACAGAGUCAAUUACAACCCAGAGAACUGGGAUCGCCUCAUCACUCAGUUGCAGAAAGACCCACGUCGGAUCCCACUGAUGAACAGAGGGCAGCUUGUUGACGAUGCAUUUAACUUGGCAAGGGCCAAACUUGUCAACGUGACUCUGGCGUUAAAUUUAACGCGCUUCAUUCGGAAUGAGACGGAGCUAAUACCCUGGGCAGCAACCAUCAGCAACCUCGGGUACUUUGUCCGCAUGUUCGACCGAUCUGAGGUGUAUGGCCCAAUGCAGAUGUACCUCCGUAAUCAGGUUGAAGGCCUUUACAAUUCUUUCAGAAACGACACAGACAAUUCCACAGUCCCAGCUGAUCACUCCUCACAGCAAAUCCAGAUAAAGGCCAUAGAUGUGGCAUGUUCCAACGAACUCCCAGAAUGCAUUGAGAUGGCUCAACAUAUGUAUGCCGACUUGAUGAAAAUCAACAGCACCAACAACAUCCACCCUAACCUGCGGUCUGUAAUCUACUGCCAAGCUGUGGCUCAUGGGGGGAAGGAGGAGUGGGAGUUUGCCUGGGACCUGUAUCUUCGCUCCUCGGACGUCUCGGAGAGGGACCGGCUCCGGCGGGCUCUGUCCUGCACCAAGAAGAUCUGGCUGCUUAGCAGAUACCUGGAUUACACUUUGGACCCUGAGCUGAUACGUCUGAUGGAGGUUGCUUCCUCUAUAAGCUACGUCUCGAGGAAUGUGGCCGGGCAGGCGCUGGCCUGGAACUUUAUCAGAGCUCACUGGAACUAUGUCAGAUAUGGGGAUCCAGUCACGCUGAUCGAGGAAGUGACCGGCAGGUUCUCCACCCAGUUCGAACUGGAAGAGCUGGAGCGUUUUGUGAAGGAUUAUGAUCUGGGUCCAGCUUCCAGGGUGGCGUACCAGGCCAUUGAGCAAACUGCAGUCAACAUCCAGUGGGUCAGCGAGAACAAAGAUGUUAUACUAGAGUGGUUUGAAAGAGAAACAGCUUAGUUGAAUGUAAAAAAAACAAGAACUCUUAACGACCAGUGGUCCUAGCAUUUUUACAUGAGUUAGCUCACUUUCCUCUGUCAAUCAAUGCACUUCAGAAACAAGAACUGAUCAAGACUUAAUCAGGAAAAUAAUCAUCAUUCGAUUCCCCAGACUGAACAGGGAGACUGAAUCAUAGCAUAGAACCGACUCUGAAACAAAUGUGACACCAAGUGAAGACACAGUGUUUACAGUAUGUAUGUACAUUAUUUAUAUAGUAUAUUCAAUGCUAACAGUCAAAGUAAGAAGAGAAUUACCCUACUGUUGGUCAUUAUUGCACAUGAUACUAAAGAUGCUAUAUUGAAGUAUAGUCGUUUGAAAAGUUUAAUGUUAGAUUCAAAAUGAUCACAUUUACUUUUGAAAAUCAUUUUUGUUGUUGCUCUUUAUCACAGAUGUUUUAAAAUCUUUGUUAAAUUUGAAAAUGGAUUGAAACUUCCAAUAGGUAUGUUAUUCUCCAAAAAAACAUUGUUCUAACGUAUUAUGAAAACAAACACUAGUUCAUUGGAGCAGUUAAAUGAACCCGCUUGUGAAUCAUUUACACAGCUAAAGGAUAGAACUUCCUCCAUUUGUUUACAGGAACACAUGUAUGUGUUUUAUAUAUGUUGUAAUCAAAGACAGCAUUAUUGUUGUAUGUUGUUGAAAUUGUGUUUUUUGAUAAUAAAACAUUGAUUAAGUCA